AUCAAAACAUUGCAAUCGUGUGUGAUCGGUGGAUGGUGGUCCGGUCGUUAAUUUAUUAUCGCAAUAACAACAGGAAUUGUACAAUUACAAAUCGCAAAAAAAAAAAAAUUGUGAGCGCCAGUGAGUCACGUUGAUUCACCAGUAUUUGAGUGCGUGUGUGUUUAUGUCGAAAUUACCAACCAUCAUUUGAAGAAUUAGAUAGUAACACUCAAUGGAAUUCUAAUAUUCAUCAAGAAUUUUUGAAGACGAUCAAGGUCGUCUUUAAUUGGAUAUUUUUACAAAAUACUGUAAAUGCUACUAAUGUUACAAUGACUAUGGCAAAAUGGAUAUUGCCGACAUCAAAGUUAGGGUUCUUUAUGACUUUGAGUACAAAACCCGUGAAAAUAAAUGCAUUUCCAUUAAAGAAGGUGAAAAAUUACUUUUAUUAAAAAAAACUAAUAAUGAUUGGUGGCAAGUCAUACGUAGCUCGGGACGUCCAUUUUAUGUACCAGCUACAUUUGUUAAAGAAAUACCACGUGCACCUAGUAGACCAAGUUUAUCCAAGAACGAAGAGAAAAUCAAGUUUGAAAAACCUCAAGUUUUAAAAAGAACAAUUUUUGAAAAACCUUCAACUCCUUCUUACGAAAACAUUCCAAUUGAAAAUACAAAUUCACAUGAUGAAUCUGUUGAAUACGAAAAUCUUGUUGAUGAUGUCAUUAGUAACAUUAAACGAGUAGACAUCCAAAAUGAAAAUAAUAUCUUAUCGCCAAUACGAAAUAGAAAAAAUAAAACAAUUGUCACAUUAAAUCAAGAAAAUUCUGGUUAUUGUCAAGUUAAUGUUAAAAAAUGUGAUUCUAAACAGCAAUUAUCUUUACAGUUAUCAAGUUCUUUAGAAGAACUCGCUCAAGAAAUUGAACUAAAAUCAAUGCCUUUGAACAAAAAUUCCUUAGGUAAAAAUUCAUUAAAUGCUGAAAGUUAUUCAAAAGUACAAAAUUUACUGGGAAAUAUCCGUAAGCCGUCCACUGUAUCUUCUAAAAAUUUGACUGAAAUUGAAAAACCCAGCUUAGAAAUUCAAAAUUCAUUACAUAAAAAUAAACUUUGUUAUACUGGUAGUUUUAAAACCAAACAUGAGCGUGAUAAAUGGGCAAAAAAUAUUAUGACUAAUAGUAAUAUUAUUGAAGAGCAUAAACCAGAUGAUGAAGAAUCAAUGACUAUGAUGAGUGAUUCAAUUAUGUCAAAAUCAACAUCAACCCCUGAUGCUCACAGUACUAGCGCAGACCUUACAGGUGGAUCAACUGAUAGCCUAUUAGAUGGUGACUCAAUAGGUAUUACAGAUAGUGACCAAGACUCAUUAAGAUUACAUGGAUCUAAAAAACGUACAUCUUUAGCCCGAAAUCGUAGAGUCGAGUCGUAUACCAAACGUUAUCCUCUGAGAAAUUCGUCUCCGCCGGUACCCGACUCGAGUGCUUCACACGACCAAGGCGAACACGUGUAUGGCUCUUGGUACAAAUAUUCCACCGAUGACGGCUCUGGCGGUAGCCGACCGUUUUACUACAACACCAAGACGUACGAACGCACUUGGUCUUCGCCGAAACGCCGUUGUGUCGUUGACGAUGACAAAGGAAAUACAAGUCGCCAUAGCAGUGCAAAUGCUUUGAAUUCUGGCAGCCAAAGUUCUUCGCCCUUAGCCGAAUUGGACGUAGAGUAUGAGCCAAAUGAUAAUUGCACACCGGCUCCCAAAACAAACGCCAAGAAGUCUAUCAAUGACGCACCAGUGGGAUGGAUAAUGCAAGCAGAUCCUUCCACCGGAUUGCCGUGUUUCGUCAAUCAAUCGACGGGUGCCAAGUGGUUUACUUCAAAAGACUUCGAAGGCAGAUCUUAUUACUUCGAAGAAAACAGUAAUGAGUCAUCUUGGAACUUACCUGAGGCUAGUGCGAGCAGUAAUAACAAUACGACCACCACAAAUGAUCAGAGUCCACUUACUCUUAGUAAAUUAGAUUUGGAAGACACAUCAUCAUCUCUACUAUCCAAUAAGAGUAGUCGUGAUAAAAAAGAUGCCGACUCAAUAAGCCCCUUGUCAACACCACAAUGUACUGCGCCACGAAAUUGGCCUCAAUUAUGGGGUGGUCACAUGUGCAUAUUAAAAGAAGGUCCAUUGAGUCGUACUAAGAUAACUGAAAAUGGUAAGCGCCUCAGAAAACACUGGACAACAUCACAUGUCAUACUUACUGAAUUGUUUAUGUUGUUUUUCAAAGAUGCUAAAUCAUUUUCAGCAAUGAAAAAUGGCAGUGGGCGACCAGAACUAUCUGUCGAUCUUAAUGGUGCUUUGGUUUAUCCUGCUGAUAAAGUAUCAAGUCGAAAAAAUGUUUAUGUUAUAAGUACUGUAUUAGGAACUCAAGUUUUAUUUCAAGAUGAAAAUAAUACUCAAGCCCAAUCAUGGGUUAGCACAAUACAAGCUGCUAUAUCUAAUCUUCCAAGUAGUUUUGAUGCUUGUCCACGAAUACCUAGUGCUCGAUCAAAUGAAUCGCCUGAAACUGAAAAAAGCAUUAAACUUAAUAGAAACAAGUCCCUAAAAUUAAAAUUAAAAGAUGGAGGUAGUGUGGAAGAUUUAACUUCAAACAAUGCAGAAAGACAAACUAAAAUAAAAGCUCGGCUACGUAAGUUCUUUCAUCGGCGUCCAACAAUGGAAUCAUUGGUCAAAAAAGGCAUUUGGAAAGAUGAACCUGCUUUUGGAUGUUUUCUUGAACAUGUUGUGGGUACGGAACAUCCACGUAUUCCAGCCUUUGUUAAACGUUGUAUCAAUGCAAUUGAGAGUAGUGAAGAAAACCUUAAAACUGACGGAUUAUAUCGUGCUUCUGGUAACUUGUCGCAAGUACAAAAAAUACGGUUACAAGUUGAUCAAAAUAAUUUGUCAGUAAUAGAUCAAGAAGAAGAUGUCCAUGUAUUGACGGGGGCUUUAAAAUUGUUCUUUAGGGAACUUAAAGAACCUUUGAUACCUUACCAUGUUCUUCGUAAAGCUAUUUCAGCUGGAACAAAUCAUAGUCGGAAGGACAAAUUAUUACAUUUUCGUGAUAUUACCAAAUCAUUGCCUGCAGCAAAUUAUGAUACAUUGAAAUUUUUAUUAAAACACUUACUUAAGGUGACAAGUUACAAAGAAUUUAAUCGUAUGCAAAUACCAAAUUUAGCUAUUGUUUUUGGUCCAACUCUAAUGUGGCCUGAAACGGAAUCUACCAAUAUGGCUAUUGACUUGAUGCAACAAAAUAUGGUUAUAGAAGCUUUAUUAGUUGAUUUUGAUAAUAUUUUUAGAUGAAAAAAUUAAACAAUUUUAUUUUUAAACCAUACAUUCCAAAAAAUCUAUUCUCCUAUUAAUUUUUUUUAAGUUAUACAUUUUGACUAAUAACAAGACAAUACUUAAGACUGACACAACUUUAACAUUUAGUGCAGGUAUAUUGUUGGGUAUUUAAAAUAUACAUAUAAUGUAUAUUUUUAAAAUGUAUUAUUAAA
Molecule: messenger RNA, 3483 nt
Organism: Daktulosphaira vitifoliae (grape phylloxera)
Lineage: Eukaryota; Metazoa; Arthropoda; Insecta; Hemiptera; Phylloxeridae
Product: rho GTPase-activating protein 12-like
Exons: 13
Coding region: 323-3289 (988 amino acids)
Biological process (GO): signal transduction; regulation of GTPase activity
Cellular component (GO): cytoplasm
Molecular function (GO): protein binding
Source: RefSeq, a predicted model, not a curated record